AUGCAGAGGGGUUUCCAGGCAGGCCUCCUGCUCCUGCUUGUCCAACUGUUCCAGGAGGGUCCGGGAAACAUCCCAGCCAUCACCCUGGCUGUCCUGGGAUUCAAUGUGUACCUGUACGUGUUUCCUCCUGCUCCACCACUGAAGGUAACUCCCCACUGGGUCUUGUUUGCGCUGAAGAUCGUCAAUAACCACUUCAACCCCGGUGGUGUGACGUACGUGAUGAAUAUUCGGGUGUCCAAUCGCUUUGCUAGCUGGGUGGAGCUGGUGCUCAUCUAUCUAAUCGCUCCUGGGACCUCUCUGGUUGGCCACCUGGCAGGUGUCCUGGUGGGUCUGCUCUACACUGUGGGUCCACUGAAGACCAUCAUGGAGGCAUGUGCAGAUAUGAUAUCUUCAGAUGGAGUUUCUUCACGCCAGCGUUCAUACUACAGCUCUUCAGGCUACAGCGGGACCAGACGAGAAUACUUUGAAGAGCCACGACCUGCGGAGGAUCACACAUCUGAUUAUUCUGAGAACUACAUCUCAGGACUGACGGAGGAGGAGCAGAUAGAGCUGGCAAUCAGAAACAGUCUGAAACAUCGAGAACAAACCAGGCGAAGAGAAACUGAACAUCACCCAGGAGACUCUGAGGAUCUCAGGAGGAGGCGGCUGAGGAGGUUUGAGCAGGAAGUUACCAACCAGAGAAGAAGAUUGUAAUGACGGAUUUUUAUUUUCCAUUUUUGUUUUUUUUUUUCAUUUUCACUGGUUUAACUGGGAAGAUGU
Molecule: messenger RNA, 759 nt
Organism: Neolamprologus brichardi
Lineage: Eukaryota; Metazoa; Chordata; Actinopteri; Cichliformes; Cichlidae
Source: RefSeq, a predicted model, not a curated record